Molecule: messenger RNA, 1443 nt
Organism: Pseudozyma hubeiensis SY62
Lineage: Eukaryota; Fungi; Basidiomycota; Ustilaginomycetes; Ustilaginales; Ustilaginaceae
Exons: 1
Coding region: 1-1443 (480 amino acids)
Molecular function (GO): oxidoreductase activity
Source: RefSeq, a predicted model, not a curated record
AUGACGACUCCAACCAGCAUCACCUCCUCAUUCGCCGAGCUCUCCCCGCACGUCCAACCAUCCUCUGCCUCGGCCCUCUCCGCCCUCCUGGAGGCCAAUCACGCCUCUCACCACUGCUUCUUCAACACACGUGGAAUGCACAAUCACUCGGCACACCAAUUGAUCGCCGACUUGACCAUCUCAGCUACCCCAGCCCAACUCCAGCAGCACUACGACUAUCAAAUCGCACACUACCUCUCAGGCUUCUCUUACAACGACCGAUCGCAGUACGACCCCUACCAUCCUUCCUUCCAUGGAAAAGGAGCCAACUGCAAAGUCGCCAAGAUUGACGAGACCAAUUGGAGAGACCAUCUGGGGAACGCGAGGUUCUACUGGUCGUAUCUCCACUUUUUCGACGAUCAAGUCAACAAGAUUGGAUUCAGAGGGGUACUGGACAAGUACGUGUUGAGUGAGGAUGCAAAUGAAGGAAAAGCGCAGAUGCUGGUGAGGUUUUACGGAGGGGUAUUGCAUGCAUGGAUCCAUUUUGGGUACGGAAUAGAGUUGGGAAUGGGAGGGCUGGCGGGGGAAGGGUUGGCGAUGGCUAGUGCUACGGCUGCCGGUCAUGCAUGGUUGUUUGAUCACGGCUGGCUGUUCAGCCCAGCAGGAUUCGAGGGAGAAAAAACGGGGUUGAUGGACUUGAUCAAGGAGGUGCAAGAUGACGAAAGAUUGAGUGUGGACGCGCUUGGAUUGAAGAACGAAGAAGCGAGUUUGCCAGAUGCACCCUUCGAAAAAGGUCCGGCGAAAGGUGUGAUCCAAUCCUACGUCGAUCGAUGGUCAUCCCUGACCAACCCGGAACAAGCGAUGGGAGAACUAUCUCUCUUAUCCGCCCUCCUCCUCGGCGCUGUUCCGAAACAGUCCGAUUCGCAGGCCUACAAACACGAUUUCUUCCUGAUGCAUCUCAAUAAUGCCCACCUGUUCACACCGCUCUACCUCGAUCUUCUCUCCUCCACCAACGACGCAGCAAAAUCGGCACUGCUGAAAGGCUUGCUCGCUCAGUUUCUCUACUACUACGUAUGUCGUGGUCGACCGGCCUUCAGCAAGGCCAAUUGGCAAGAGCAAUUUGCAGAAAAGACAGUGUUGGAUUGGCAGACCAUGUUCCGGGAAGCCAGGGAGAACGUCGACGAGCACCUACCCAAAGCUAUUCGUAGCUUGUACGUUUUCGAGCGCAGGUAUUCGGGGUUUCAGAAGCAGCUCCUUGACUCGCAUCUGCUCGACAAAGGCACGCAAGAAGGAAACGAGGAGUGGAUGCAGAGUGCAAGCGUAUGGAGGUACACAGCAAAUCAGUUGGUCAGGAUGCACCGAGGCGAACUGCAAAAGAGCAAGUACGACGAUGCCAAGAAGAGGAAGGAGGGCGAGAGCAUCGGUGCUCAUCAGGAGUUUUGGUCUUUCGAUCCGUUUUUCUGA